CACAAUGAAGUUGAAAUUGUUUCCUGUCCAGGCGAUGGCUCAGCAGGCGACGGCGGGGCGGCGCUACCUGCGGGUGUUCGUCAGCGGCUUCUUCGUCGCCGUCCCCAUCACGGUCACCGUCCUCGAUCGAUUCGCCUACGUGGCGCGAGUGGAGGGAGCGUCGAUGCAGCCGUUCCUGAACCCGGAGGGGGGGUCGGACUGUGACGUGGUCCUCCUGAACCGCUGGAGUGUGAGGAACUACCAGGUCCAACGAGGCGACAUCGUCUCCGUCAUGUCCCCCAGGAACCCCCAGCAGAAGAUCAUCAAGCGGGUCAUCGGCCUGGAGGGAGACUUCAUCAGGACUCUGGGCUACAAGAACCGGUUCGUUCGAGUUCCUGACGGUCACUUCUGGAUCGAGGGGGAUCAUCACGGACACAGUCUGGACAGCAACAGCUUCGGACCGGUGUCGAUGGGGCUGCUUCACGGUCGGGCCUCCCACAUCAUCUGGCCACCGAAUCGUUGGCAGCAAAUCAAACCGUCCCUCCCCCCAAACCGAGGACCGCUGGACACUGAGGAAGACGAGGGAUGAACACACACACACACACACACACACACACAUUUCUAUACCUCUGGUAAUGUCAUCUGUCGUCUAACGAGGCGUCUGUUAGCUGAAGGGUUCAGACAGUCAAAGCUGUGUCUGUCUGUACGAAGACAUUCUUACACAUUGGCUUUUUUCUCAAAUGUAAAAUUCAGGAGGAAACAGAUCGUCUCACACUCUGGGAGUUAUUGGACUCUGUAUUGAUUAAGUGUUUUGUUGCUUUCUUCAUUAGCAGUAAAAACGAGGACAGACCAGAGAACAGGGAUUCUAACCUGUGAUGUUUCCAGAUGUCACAGAGAGCUGAAACGACUAAUUGAUUAAUUGAUUAAAUGAUUGACAGAAGAUUUAUAAUAUCUGCUAUUUUAUAAACCAAACAUUUGAUUGAUUAAUUGAGGAAAUAAAAUUAAUAAAUUGGCAGAUUAAUCGAUGCAGCCCUGUUCUGCCUCUGUGCCACAGAUUUUUGAAACUCCACAUUUUCUCUCAUUGAGGAUUUCUUUCAUUAGUUUUUGUGAUAAAUCAUAUUCCUGUUCAUAAUCUCAAAUAAAAGAAGAUCUACUUUAGACCUUAAUAUUAGAAUUUACACUCUUGGGAUUCAUUUUCAUAUUCAAUAUAACAACAGCUUCCAUGAAGUUUUUCCAGCACCUACUUUAAAUUAUCUUUAUUGUUUGUUCCUUAUACAUGACGUCCACCCACACUCUUUUCUCAUGUAAAAUCCAACUUAUUAUCUUUGAUCUCUGUUGUUCCCUCUGAACUCAUUCAGCCUCAGUCAGUCAAGCAUCUCACCUUUACCUCUUGGGCUUGUGGGAAAUUGUGUUUAAACAGAAACAUUAAAUAAACUAUAAUAUGACACUG
Messenger RNA from Seriola dumerili (greater amberjack), 1429 nucleotides. It is a transcript of the gene immp2l, whose product is annotated as inner mitochondrial membrane peptidase subunit 2. NCBI's taxonomy places the organism in Eukaryota, Metazoa, Chordata, Actinopteri, Carangiformes, Carangidae. Gene Ontology annotation, biological process: mitochondrial respiratory chain complex assembly. The record is from RefSeq and is a predicted model, not a curated record. The transcript has 6 exons. Bases 5 to 568 code for a protein of 187 amino acids. Gene Ontology annotation, molecular function: serine-type endopeptidase activity. Gene Ontology annotation, cellular component: membrane; mitochondrial inner membrane peptidase complex.